GGCUGGAUAUGCAUAUACAUAUAUGUUUUUAUAAACACAACAGUAAAGAUAGUGGAUAUAGCCGGGCAUGACGUACUAUCAGGGCCGAUAAGCCCUUGAACCGAUCCCAACUGCGCAGCGGCAGCACCAGCGCCAGCAACAACAAUCAGGCAAUCAGAGCAGCUUGUUUUGAUUUCCUCGGAAUCAAAACUCCGGAUAAAGCUGCCAAUCAACUUGUUGCGGGAUCCGCAGCGUCGCCCAGUAUUGAUUUGGCACAUAUAGCUGACAGUUGUGAUUCCGAUUUCGAUUCCCAGACAGCUGUCUCUGUAUCUGCCACAAUAUAUUUAUAUACAUUUCAUAUACGACGCUACGCUUUUCCAAAAACCGAUACGGUACCAUAUUUGUGUUCGGUUUUCAUUCGUGGAGGGCGUCGGUGGUGGAGGAGGAGGAGGAGCUGGACACCACACCAGAGCAAAGCGGAAUUGACGCAAUUGUUGAGAACUAUUUUUAAUGGCCAGCGGGUCGGAAAUGUACGAAACUCAUCAAAUAUUCAGAAGUCAAGCAGUCAAUAAGGAGAGGCAGUGAUUGCCCGGAAGCGGAGUCAAUUGGCCGAUGAAAUCGGAGGAGUACGCAGCGGACGCCAUGGAGAAUCGCCGCCGUUUGCCGCUGUUCCCCAUCGAACCGGAGCCAUCCACAACGGCUACGCAGCGCCUCACGCUCCUGGCCACCCGACUACUACGUGCGCUGCAAUUAAAUUGGAGGAUUAUUGUUUCGGGCAUCACGCUUACACUGCUGGCCGUCAUCUGGUAUUAUCCCACCUUCUUUCUUUUCUUCGCCUUCGUAGUCUAUUCUCUGGUCUUGGUCUUUGCGGCUGUGGCGGGCACCGUUUAUAUCCAUUAUAUAUUCACCACCAACGAGCCGACGCCACCAAGUCGCGUGUCCUCGCGACUGCUCUACAAUGCCACCAAGAGCAACAUCUUCGAUCUGCCCAAGCCCAUCAAGAAUCCAUCAAAUCUGCCCCUGAUUUUCGGCAAAACAGUAGACCUGCAGCUCCAACAGAUCAUUGAGUAUGUGCUGCGCGACUUUAUGCUGCCCUGGUUGGGCUAUGUGGUCACCAAGCCCAAGCUCAUCAACGAUGUGGUGCGCGAGGAUCUGUGGAACGCCAUACAGAAGAUUCAUGAACGGGCUACCAGGAUGGACGCCGCCAAGAUUAUCGCCGUGGACAUGGUCAACAGAGUGACAGUGCAUCUGGAGAAGAUUCGCAUUGCUGAGGCCAGAGCGGCUGAAACAAACUCGCCGCCAGUUUUUAGUACCAACUCGUACCUCGCCGAUGAGGAGAUGGAGAUGGAAUUCCUGCGCAAGCUGUGCGAGAUUAUGGUGAUCCUGCUGCUGCCGCGCGGUUACUCCCUGCCCCCAUUAAAGGUUCUGCUCAGCGAGAUUCUGUCCUACAAGAUAUUCUUUCCCAUGAUCAAAAUGCUGACCGCUCCGGAUUACAUCAACCAGAAGGUGGUGCAGAACAUUGAGACUCGAUUGGCGGCGGCGGCGAUGAGCAAGCGUAGCUACGAGUACGCAGCCAGCUUCGAGGACUUCCUCAAGAUCAUCAACAACUCGGGCAACCUUGAGGAGCUCUCGCUCAUCCGCAAGAGCAUUGUGAACGACCUGAUGCAUGCCACCACCAUGCAGAACCUACAGCGUGCCAAAGGCCUAGAUCCGGACCACGAGGACCACUCGCUCUCCAAGUCAGAGCUCACGGCCGCCGUCCGGCUGAAGCGCUACGUUCGCCAACUCACGAUGGCCAAGGGCGAGUGCGAAAAGAACCUUGCCAAGUUCGGUUGGAAUGGCAACUAUUCCAGCGAUAUUGACCUGACGCUGGUCGAGAUCCUAAACACUGCGGUGGGCCGUCGCUACUUCACCCUGUUCCUGGAGCCGCUAAAGGCGAGUGCCCUGAUUGGUUUUUACCUGGCCGUGGAGGAGAUCAAGCACGCGCACAAGUCGGUCAGCCACCAGCUGGGCACGGAGAUCUUCUACACAUAUAUCCGGGUGCCCAAGUCCGAGAUCCAGAUCGACAAGCACGAGCGCAAGCUGAUCGAGACGUUCCUGCUGGGCGACGCUGAUCCGGACAUCUUCUUCGACAUUCAGCGCAACGUAUUGCGCACGCUGGAGGAGAAGUACUAUCCGCCAUUUGUGCUGAGCGAUCAGUACCGCCAGCUCAAGGAGGCGCUGGACUCCAAUGAGAUUGCAGAUCCCACUCUGCUGAUGUGCCACACCAUUGGCGACGCUGCGGAGCCGCUGGCGGAUGAGCAUUCGGGCGGGUCGGAUGGACUUAAUGGCGGAGCCGGUGGCGCCAUCGAUGUGGCCGCCCACACGUCAUAUGCACGUCGAAAAUUGGAACAAAUACAGGAACGCAUUGACAAGAAGAAUCAGGCGCUGGACGCCCUCAAGUACUCGGUGAAGCCGGAGUCCAAGGUGCUGUCCAUUCUCGAAAAGGAGAUGGAGUGGCUGAAGAGCGAGAAGCGCCAGACUGAGGCGCAUUUGCGGCGCACGGAUGCCUGGACGGAGCACCUGGGCAAGUGGAAGGCCACCAUCCAAAGUGUGGAGGUAUCUGAUGAGAAGGAAUCGUUGCAGUUUAUGAUUCUGGUGCAUGUGGACGAGGACAUAAAUGCCCCAGUUCAGCCGACAUCAUCAAAAAAUGGCGACGGCGGUCAUGCAAAUCUCCGCAAGCGACCCUCGGGCAUCUCCAGCGGCUGGGUGGUGAUGCGCUCCCUCAACCAAGUGCAUGAGCUGCAGCGGAAACUGCGGCACGUUAGCUCCAACUUGAAGGCCAUCGACCUGCCCACGAACUUCAAGUUCUUUUUUCUGAAAACAGAUCGACAUGGCCAGGAGAAGGCCAGGGCACAGAUUCAGAAGUUCUUGAAUUUCAUCCUGGAAGACGACCAUCUGAAUGGUAGCGAGGCCAUCUACACGUUUCUCAGCCCCAGCUCGGACCACCUGAAGCAAUCGCUGCCUUCGCCGAAGAAGUCCAAAUUCUCGUUGGCCACGCUUUUCCGCAGCGAUGCAGGGAAGGCACACGAGGCCUCCAAGGCCACCGAUCCCUUUUGGGGGCUGCAGCGCGACGACGAGGACAUAUCCACCUAUCUGGAUGGCGAGUCCGGUGGAGAGGCCAAACUACUUGCUGCGGAUCUGGACAGCAAGGACUCAAUAGCUGAACCAAUGUACGCUCUGAUGGGCGAGAUCUUCGACAUGGGCGGUGUGUUCAAGUGGCUACGCAAGAGCCUCAUCUCCUUUGUACAGAUCACCUACGGCCGGACGAUCAAUCGGCAGAUCCGCGAAUCGGUGGCCUACCUCUUCGAGGAGUCCAUGCUGCACAACUACUUCUCGGCCAUCCUGAAGUCCUUUUGGCCGGGCGGCGUCCUUGCCUCCGCCUAUCCCACGCGGUCGGAGGAUAUGCGAGAGAUGACAACCACUGCGGCCAAGGCGCUGCUCACAGACCACAUUCCGGAGGUGCUGUGCAACCUGGUCGGGGCCCAGGCGGCCAAACGAGGUGUCCUCAAGGUGUUCGAGGCGCUGCAGAAUCCCGCCUACAACAAGCAGCUAUUCUACGAGCUGCUGGAGAUACUAAUGAUUGAGUUCUUUCCUGAAAUCCGUCAACUGCGGGUGAACAAUGCCAAUGGAACCAAGUUAAAUACGGCCACCGCUGGAGCGGCGGCUGUCUCAGCUGCAGCGGCACUGGUGGCGGCCACGGCAUCCGCGUCGCUGCCGUCGCUAAACCACAGUGCUGGAGGUCACGGUGCAUCCGCGGGGGGGCACCAGAACCACCAGGGAUCCUCCUCGACGGCGGGCGGAUCCUCGGGGGGAGGAAGCGGCUCCCUCGGCGGUGGAGCAGCGUCGCACCACCAAUCGCACUACCAUCACGCAUCCCACCACCACCAGCAACAGCACCACCACUCACAAACGGGCGGCUCCAAGUAGAGACGGUGCCCGACAUUGUUUUACUUUACUUUAACUUAGGUUUAUUUUUUAUUUAUGUUUUUCGUUUGAGUUUAUGAUUGACGUUUAAUGCUCUAUCUCUUUCUGAACGGUGGAUGUUGUUGAUUUAGCCGAAGGAAGGGAUUACGAAAAAUAGUUCUAUAGAACACAACACAACUCAGUAGUUACCAGUAUCAUUCCCUGUACAAAUGCAGACUCCAAAACCGAUUGAUUUUAGUCCCCUGUUAAAUCGUUUGUCCCCCACGUCCUGUAGCCAGAUUUGUUUGUUAUGUGUAUAUGUCUGUACAUAGGUCAGUAUUAAGCGUUGUACCAAAUUGUUGUUUAUAUACUCGUAUAGUGAAAUGUGACACUCAGCUUUGAUUGAUUAUAAAUAUAGUUUAGUAGCAGAUAUUGAGCCCAAAGAUGCGUCUGCAGCUGGCAGCUUGUAAGUCGGUGCUUGUGAUCCCCAUUCCGCUCCAGCUGCAGAUUCAGCCCCCCACAAAAAGAUUAUAGAUCACAAAACAGGUGAGAUUAGUUUGAGGCAAACUUGUAAGCGUAUUAAACAGUGCGUUCCAUGGCCGUAAGGCAAGUGUUGAGGUCACAACUUUCGUUGCUUUCAUAUUAUUUUAAAAGUUGGAUUUUAAUGAUAUUUAUUUCAUUUGGUGAUCCUUUAACGAUGGGAUUUUAUCUGUACGUUAUUAUUUCUUCGAUGUUUAAGGCUAAGAUUUAUUUUUGAUAUCUAUUAACUCUGUUAUUUCUAAUUUAUUUUACAACUUUCCUUAUCGGCCAAAAAUUGUAUUCUUUUUCGAAUUUGUAUUUUAAUUAAUUAUUUAUUUGUAAAUCACCUUUAAUUAACAAUUUGAUUUAAACUUUUCCUAACUGACCAAAAAUUAUACUUUAUAUUUUAUUUGGCAUAAUUGUUAAGUGCUAUGGUAUUAAACCUUUAUGACUAAGUGUUGGAUUUAGCUGUCUUAAAUACAGUGCGUUUGAUAACAAUAAAACAGUCGUAAGUGAGGACUUCAAAGAAGUAUUAAUCCUAUAGCUUUUGGAGUCAUCUAAGUGCAUUUUGAUACCAAAUUUAAACACAAACCUAAAUUAUUAGAUUAAAUGAUGGCCGAAAACUGUUUUAUGGACCUGAAACGCCCAACUCACAACACAAAACCCACACCCACUCCACCACUAGGCAAAAUGGCACUUAGACGAUUCAUCCCAGUGAGCCAAACGUAUCCCACUUAAGACCCACAUCCAGGCAGAGUUUCUAGGCGCUUUUAAUCUAUUUAUGUAUUG
This is a messenger RNA of Drosophila rhopaloa, 5232 nucleotides long. RefSeq names its product sorting nexin-25 (gene snz). Gene Ontology annotation, molecular function: phosphatidylinositol binding. The coding region runs from base 592 to 3948 and encodes 1118 amino acids. The transcript has 12 exons. NCBI's taxonomy places the organism in Eukaryota, Metazoa, Arthropoda, Insecta, Diptera, Drosophilidae. The record is from RefSeq and is a predicted model, not a curated record. Gene Ontology annotation, cellular component: intracellular membrane-bounded organelle.